Messenger RNA from Dioszegia hungarica, 1506 nucleotides. RefSeq lists its product as uncharacterized. NCBI's taxonomy places the organism in Eukaryota, Fungi, Basidiomycota, Tremellomycetes, Tremellales, Bulleribasidiaceae. Gene Ontology annotation, molecular function: protein binding. The record is from RefSeq and is a predicted model, not a curated record. The transcript is spliced from 5 exons. Bases 1 to 1506 code for a protein of 501 amino acids.
AUGUUCGUAGACGCCACAUCCAAUGUUGACGAGGUCAAUCUCCCAGAUUCGACUCGAGCGGACCUCGACCUAUUCAUCCGCACUCUCUACGAGAAGAACCCCCCAAACGUACCCAUCAUGGCGGAUCUCCGGAAGGCUAUCGACCUACUCUGCCAAUAUGACUGCACCGAGCCGGCCAAGCGGAUCCUAUACCAUAACGUCAAGGUGGUCGAAGCGGAACAUCUUUUCGACGCGUUCACUCUCGCUUCACGCCUCAACGACGUCAUGAGCGCGUGCCGGAUACUCGCUCACGGCUGGAGAUGGUACCAAAACCCCAGAGAUGAAAUCUACCCCAACGCGCCCUCCCUGUGCCCCGACAGCACCAAACGGCGAUGGUGCGCUCAGGAAGCCGCACUUCUGCAGCCCGCGUGGAUCUGGGCGUUGACCGUCGCGUCCGCCGCACAAAUGGAUAAAGCUGCUGGAGAGGAUUUAUAUGAUGGGUCGGAGAGCGCUUGGCGUGAACUCGGCUUACGCUCCAGCCGGACCGGGAAUCGUCGUGCUCUGACUAUCGCUGCCGAAGAAAGGAUGGAAGGAAGUGCGGAGUGGAGCGGGAUCAGCUUCGGAUCGUGCAGUCUCCGCAGAACGGAACCAAAUGUCGAAACAGCACCAAAAGAGAGCUUCAGAGCGCUAUCAAUGAUGUGUCCUUGCGUGCAUGCGUAUAAGACUCUACACAAGCAGAUGCCCCCCGCAAAGCGGCCCCGGAACACCCCCGCGGAGGACAUGAGCGAGUAUAAAGACGCAAAAGGGGUAGUGUAUGAGAUUCAGAAGGGGUACACGACGGGGGAGGUGGUCAUCUUGAGCGACGAUCUGGCCGCGUGGAAAGUGCAGCGCUCGGUCUUGACGGAAAACAGCCCGGUCUUUCGAGACAUGUUUGCCGGCGGCACAGCCGAUAACACCGGCGAAAUCCACCUCCCAGACUCGACUCGAGCGGAACUGGACCGCUUCCUCCACAUACUUUGCGGUAAAAGCCCGCCGCUGGACCUGCACAUACCGGAGUGCAGCAAGUCCAUCGACUUGCUCUGUCGUUAUGACUGCACCGCGGCGGCUCGUCGGCUACUGUAUACGAGCGUGGAGCAACUCCAUCCUGGUGACAUGUUGGACGCAUUCGCUCUCGCCUCUCGGCUAGACGACACCAUGACCGGGUGCCGGAUUCUCGGUCAGGGGUGGAUCUGGUACAGAAACGGGGGAGUGUGCGAGGGCUACCAUUUGGACCCCUUCGAUCGUCUGAACGCAUGGGGACCAGAGCAAGCCAAGCUCCUCCAGCCUACGUGGCUCUGGGCACUAGGCGUGGCUUCCACUACGCAGGCGGACCGCGUUAGUACCGGAGCCUAUGCGGCAGGGGUUUCCAGCCACUCGUCAUUCGGCCCCGAACAGAGCGCUUCAUCACGCAAUCCCAACCAUCCCUCUCAGAAGUCGAGCGGGGACUACGACGUCCGGCGUCCGGCCAAUCUCGAUCGGGACAGAUAG